AAAUCGCCGAAAGAAAAGAAAAACCUAAUAAGCCAUAGCGUUCUCUAAUUCAUCGUGCGAGGUCCCUCGACCUCCGCACAACAACAACAACAACUACAACAACAAGGGGCUGUGUUCAUCACCCAUGUCUGACACCAACGACUACCACGAUCCUGAGCCGCCGCCGGAGUUUCUGCUCCGUCGUCCACCGCUGCUGAAAACCGCGUCGGCGGCGCCUCUUUACAAGCAGCGAUCGUGGUCGCCGGAUCUAUAUCGCGACGAGGCGUGGCUCCGCCGCAAAGGUAACUGGAAGAACCGUCGCAGCAAGAGCGUGACGGAUGAGGACGUGGACGAACUCAAGGCUUGCAUUGAAUUGGGCUUCGGAUUCGAAUCUUCACCUGAGGUUGAGCUCGAUCAGCGUCUCUCCGAUGCCCUACCGGCUCUCGGUCUCUACUACGCCGUCAAUAAGAGCUACAAUGACUCCCUCGCCCCCAAGCCCGCCACAGCAACGACGCCGUCUUCCUCCGCCGCCGCGUCUGACUGCGACAGCACUUCUUCUCCACACGGCAGUCCCCACACCACCAUCUACAGCAGUGGUGAUAAUCCCCAAACGGUGAAGACAAGGCUGAAGCAGUGGGCUCAGGUUGUUGCUUGUGCUGUGCGUCAACGUUCAUAUUGAAUGAUGAUGAUGAUGAUGAUGAAUGGGUGAUGAUUGUUAAUUCGGGAUUAACUCGGAAACUAAACCAUGGUUGCCAAAGUUAACCAUACAACCUCGUAGUAUCUCCGUGUGAUGUAAACGACAGCGAUGUCCCACCGAACCGGACCGACCGUGGACCUUAGUUUAACCACCUGAUUGUUUCGCGAAACCAAAGUAGUUAGUUAUUUUUUAUAUUUGGGGCUGUCGGUAGCUCUUUUGUUCUGUACUUGUCCAUUAUUUGAGCUAAGGUAGAUCUAUAUCAAAUAUAAUAUGCUACUAGUAUAUUUGUUUUGUUUUGUGUUGUGAGAAAAAAAAAAAAAUUAGUUAAAAAGAUGUUCUACCGCA
Messenger RNA from Gastrolobium bilobum, 1021 nucleotides. RefSeq lists its product as uncharacterized. The transcript has 2 exons. The record is from RefSeq and is a predicted model, not a curated record. Bases 125 to 658 code for a protein of 177 amino acids. Lineage: Eukaryota; Viridiplantae; Streptophyta; Magnoliopsida; Fabales; Fabaceae.